AUGAGUUUCAAUACACCGAACAAGUCUGAGAACAAGCCUUUAUUCAAUUUUUCAUCUGGGAACAAUGCCAAUGGUGCCGGCUUUGGCCUCGGUCAGAAUACAAAUUCUAAUAACAAUGGAUCUUCUUUCAGUUUUGGUGCCAACAACGACAAUAAGUCCAGUAGCAAUGGCACCGGUAAUGGAUCCUCUGCGUUUACAUUUGGCCAAGGAGUAGGUAAUAGCGGUUCAGGAUUUACUUUUGGUUCCAACAGUAAUAGUACCAGUAAUGCAAAUCAAGCUACUAAACCUUCAUUUAAUUUCGGCUCUUCAGGUGCAUCUGGGCCAUUUUCCAAUAACAAUAAUGAUAAGAGCAAUACUAAUCCUCCUUCGUUAUUUGGUAGUGGCACAUCUACCCUGGGGACAUCAUCUUCAUUAGAUAAUAAGAGUAACGCAAAUUCCGCACCUUUUGGAUCUGGCAAGCCACUAUUUGGAGCUACUAAUAACCAGCCAUUAGAAAAGAAGGAGGAACCAAAGCCAAGUCUUUUUUCAGGUAGUAGUAGCGCGUUUUCUGCAAAUCAAGAGAAUAAACCUAGUAAUUUUGGAUUUUCAUUUGGUAAGAAUAACGAAUCGAAUAAUAGUACGGGUGGUUUAGGUGCAAGCUUUGGUAGCACAACCGCCAACACUACCACCACAACCAACAACAACGACAAUAAUAACAAGACAUCUUCAUUUAAUUUUGGUGGUGGUCCCACGAAAGAAGGAAAUACUGGAGCACCCUCCUUUGGCUUUGGUGGUACAGACAACAAACCAGCGGGUUCACUCUUUGGUAACAAAACAGAUUCUAAUGAUACCACCAAACCAGCAUUUAGCUUUGGAGCAAAAGACGAUAAUAAACCGGCCUUCAGUUUUGGAGGUGACAAAAAGGAUUCCGGUAGUACUGGGUUUUCCUUCAACACUGCCAGCUCUCAAAGUGAGGAAAAGAAAAAGGAAGAGACUGGUACCAGUACACUUUUCGGUGGAGCAAAACCAAAUGCCUUCUCAUUUGGCAAACCAGAAGCUAAGGCCGAUGAAAAGAAGGAACCUGAAAAACCUAACUUUACGUUUGACUCUAAGAAGACUGAUGAAACUAACCCUGCUGGUGGAGCUAAACCACUCUUUUCGUUUGGUGCUAAGAAAGAUGAAUCUGAAAAGAGUUCACAAGAGAGUACUAAUAAACCUUCAUUUUCAUUUGGUGCCAAGCAAGAUGAAUCUAAUAAACCUGCUGAUAACAAACCUGCCUUCAGUUUUGGUGGUGGUCUGAAGAAGGAUGAGUCUGAUAAACCUGCUGAUAAAAAACCUGCAUUUAGCUUUGGGGGCGGUUUAAAGAAAGACGAAUCUGAAAAGCCUGCUGAUAACAAGCCUGCAUUUAGCUUUGGUGGCGGUUUAAAGAAAGACGAAUCUGAAAAGCCUGCUGAUAACAAGCCUGCAUUUAGCUUUGGUGGCGGUUUAAAGAAAGACGAAUCUGAAAAGCCUGCUGAUAACAAGCCUGCAUUUAGCUUUGGUGGCGGUUUAAAGAAAGACGAAUCUGAAAAGCCUGCUGAUAACAAGCCUGCAUUUAGCUUUGAUGGAGCUCAAAAGAAGGAUGACUCUAAUAAAACUGGUGAUGAUAAUAAACCUUCUUUCAGUUUCGGUGCAACAAAGAAAGACGACACCAACGGAAAACCUGCCUUCAGCUUUGGGGGUCAGAAGGAUGAACCUGCUAAAACAGGUGAAGAUAAACCUGCACUUUCUUUUGGUUCCAAAAAAGAUGAACAAAAAACUCCUUCGUCUUCUUCCGGGUUUUCUUUUGGCGGUAAGCCAGCAACUGACACUUCGAAACCUGCUAGCGGGUUUUCUUUCGGCGGUGCUAAGGCAGAUGAGAAGGAUAAGCCAAAGGACACUGCGACAGGUACUACAACAGCCGGCGGAUUUGCAUUUGGUGUAAAGAAGGAGGAUGAGAAAAAACCAGAAAACGCAAAGGAUGCUGCUGCUUCCAAGACUGAAAGUGAUCCAUUGAAGACUAAACUCACUGAAGUGGGUCCAGUGUCUCUCGAUAAUAAGACACUAGAUGAUCUAAUAACUAAAUGGACAGACCAACUGUCCGGAUGUGCCACUCACUUCGACGAAUACUCUAAGAAGGUGAAUCAAUGGGAUCAAGCACUAGUCAAAGGUGGUGAGCAAAUCAGUCAAUUAUAUUCAGACACCUUAGUCGCUGAACAAACUCAAAAUAGGAUAGACCAAUCACUACAAUACGUGGAGAGACAACAAGACGAUUUAGAGGCUUUCUUAGACAACUAUGAAAGGAAAACAGAAACACUGCUGUCCGAUGUCCUAUUAACAGCUGGUGGGACUGCCGCCAACAAUAAUGACCAAAAGAGACAACAAGCAUACCGCACCGCUGAAACUUUGGAUGAAAACUUGAAUUCUCUCUCUUUAAAUUUGUCCUCAUUGAUUGCAGAAAUUAACGAAGUUAGUAACACUUUCAAUAAGGCUACUACAAUCAACUUAAGUGGUAAAGAUGAGAACACUCAAUUGGUCAAGCUUCUAAAUUCACAUUUAGAUGCUUUGAAGUCAUUAGACAAUAAUUCAUCCGUUCUUGACCAAAAGAUAAAACUCCUUGGAAAAUAA
Molecule: messenger RNA, 2625 nt
Organism: Zygosaccharomyces rouxii
Lineage: Eukaryota; Fungi; Ascomycota; Saccharomycetes; Saccharomycetales; Saccharomycetaceae
Gene: NSP1
Product: FG-nucleoporin NSP1
Exons: 2
Coding region: 1-2625 (874 amino acids)
Biological process (GO): RNA export from nucleus; protein import into nucleus
Cellular component (GO): nuclear pore; nuclear pore central transport channel
Molecular function (GO): structural constituent of nuclear pore; phospholipid binding
Source: RefSeq, a predicted model, not a curated record